Messenger RNA from Spirodela intermedia, 19102 nucleotides. The record is from the annotation of a GenBank genome assembly. Lineage: Eukaryota; Viridiplantae; Streptophyta; Magnoliopsida; Alismatales; Araceae.
AUGGGGAGGGUUAGGCAGGCUUGCUCCUGGUAUAAGGUGUAUAUGAUGUAGAGAAGAUGAGUAGAUAAUUCUUAAAUUACAGAAGAUAAGUAGAGACUUUAAACAGCUUUAGGUAGCGCAUGAGUAAUAUUGAUAUCUGAAUUAGGUUUUUAAACAAUAGCAAAUUAUUGGUUGAUGACCAAUAAUUUUCUUUUCUCCUUUUCUUAUUUGCGAAAAUCACUGCCUUGUAUUUAAGCUGGACAUUUUUUUUUGCCUAUUCUAUAGAAACUAUAAAUAUUUUCCUUGCCACAGUGUGCAGCAUGAACAUCACAUUUUCUUGGCCUGCCUAAUAUCAUGUGACAAGCAUCAAUGUCCACAACAACACAUUGUACUCCAUCAGAAUAAGUACUGUCAAUUGAAAAUUUGAUUAGACAUGUAAAUUUCUGUUUCCUUCUUCAUCCAAUCAAUUCAAUAUAGAUGAGGGUGUGGACUUGUUUACAAACCUUAUUUUUCAACACUUAUAGAAGAGACAAUGUUAUCACUACUGCUACUAUAAUAUAUUAUAAGUAAAUGUGACAGUGCAUCCCCGAUAUCAAAUUAAAUAAAAUUUUCUUCGACCUUACCUUAAAUUUCUGGUUCUUAAAAUUCUCGUUCCUCCUCAAUAUAAUCUGUUUACUGUGUCACGUUUUUAGACAUAUUUGAUUUGUGUCCACUGUCUCCACACCUGCACCAUUUAGGAAGCACAUUAGGACUUGGGCAGAAGAAUAUGCUCCGGUCGAUCUGACAGAACUUUGAUAGGUUUCAUGGCAUAACAUCCUUUUAUAUAAGGUUUAUUCAAAAUUUUAGUGCAUGAAAGAGAACUUUUAUUCUAAUUAUAUUCACCCCUAUAUAACUUAAAUUCACCCCUAUAUUAGCACUGCCAAAUUUUGAUAAAUUAUUUGAAGUAAAAUGCGACAUCUUAAAUUAUUUUUAUAGUUAAUGCCAAAUAUGUACUAUCGCAGAAAUGGGGUCGAGUUGCUUUUUAUAGUGAGAACAUUAACAGGAAGCUGUAUUAUUCCUCGAACAUCAGUUAUGUACUCCUCGAACAUCUUUGCGUGAGAAGUAUAUUCCAGAAUUAAAUGCAGGAGGACCUGGGGGCCUCUUAAGCCAUGACAAGACAUUGAAAAUGAUGCAGGAAUGAUAUAAUUGGCCACAUGUUAAGAAAAAAGUUGAAAGUUUUGUGCGGAGAUGUCAAAUUUGUCAAAUUCAUAAAGGCAGUUUGUCUAAUUAAACUACCCAUUUCAGAUAAAGCAUUGACUGAUUUCUAUGGAUUUAAUUUUAGGAGAAAAUGGGACAAGGGAAUCUCGUUUUCUUCAAAUGGGAGAAAAUGAAGACGCUCUUCAAAUCUCGUUUUCUUCCCUGAGACAAGGGAAUAUAUCAGUUUCUGAUUAUGUAGAAGAAUUUUAUCAUUAAUCAGUUUCCGAGUCAUAUAUGAUUUCAAGAUUUAAAGUUGAUGUUGGAUGGAUAAUUAAAGAUAAAGUAACUUUACAAUCAUAUUUCAAGCUUAAUGACAUCAUAAUGGCUGCAGAGGGUGCAAACCCUUGUUAGAGAAAGGAAAAAUAAAGAAUCGAAAUUUUGUGGGUCAGAAUUCAACUCUGCACCCAGAAAUACGAAGAUCUACUGUUGUUUCAUUUACACCACAUAAUCUCCUUCUGCCCAAGCUGUACUAAGAAGAAUCCUUAUACUCCAAUGUAACAAGAAUGCCCAAGUUCGCUACCGGUGUGAAGAAAGUGGACACAAAUCAAAUAUCUGUCCUAAACGAGGUGACACGGUAAGCAUUGUAGAUUCUAUUGAAGAGGAAAAGAAACAUGAAGAAUCAGAAAUUGAAGGUGAGGUACCAGAAAAUUUUAUUGAAUUUGAUACUGGAGAUGCAGUGUCACAUUCACUUGUAGUUAGGAGAUUGAUGUAUUCACCAAAAAGAAAAAAUGACCCAGAGCGCCAUAAUAUUUUCAGAACAAGGUGCACUGUGAAUUCUAAGGUAUGAGAUAUAAUCAUUGAUAGUGGCAGUAGUGAGAACAUUGUCUCGUUUGUGAUGGUUAAAAAAAUUAGGUUUUCAAACAAGCCGACAACCUCAUCCAUAUCAUCUUGGUUUGAUCAAGAAGGAAAUAGAAACUAAAGUUUCAGAAUCCUGUCUUAUCAAAUUUUUCAUUGGCAAAACCUAUUAUGAUGAAGUACAAUGUGAUCUUGUUGACUUGGAUGCUUCAUAAAUGAUAUUAGGCAGGACAUGGCAAUUUGAUGUUCAUGCUACACACUGAUGAGGAAAAAUAUUUAUAUUUUCUAUAGAAAUUGAAAAAUUAUUUUCGCUCAAAUGCAUGACAGUUUGAUAUUAACCAGAUGGAAUUUCUCAAAAAGUUUGAUAUUAAAACUGAUUCAGAUAUCAAGAUAGCCAACAUGAUACCAAAAUCUGUUUAAAGUCUUUUAUCAGAAUUUUUUGAAUUCAAGAAUCAUCUAGUCAUCUUCCACAAACGCGAGAUGUACAACAUCAUAUUGACUUUAUACAAGGACCUAGUCUGUUUAACUUUCUACAUUAUAGGAUGACUCCACAAGAAAAUCAAAUUCUUCAAGAACACAAGUAUAGGAGUUAUUAUGUAAACGAUUGAUAAGAGAAAGUGUGAGCCGAUAUGUGUUUAUACUAGAGCUAUCAACAAGAUAACAGUUAGGUAUAGAUGGCAAGAUAUGCUUUGUGGUUCGAAUUUUUUUCGAAAGUUCAUUUAGAGAAAAAAUAUCUGACGCAGAAGUAACGCAGAAGAUAAACAAGAUAUGGGCUUCAAUCUUCAAAGCUUAAAUUUUGGGAAAGAAGCCGGCCUCUGAAUCUAUAAAUUCGUAGUCUUAAACCCUGAUUGAACCACAAAGAUAUGUCCCUCUAAAUCGAUUAAUUCAAAACUUGAAUCUACAAGGUAGUGCCUGAAUUCAAAAGCAAGGGAGAGGUCCUCACAGCGGAGAAAACUGAUUGAACUAAAAAGAUAUGUCCAUCUGGUUACUAUGGAGGCUUUAUAUAGGCCUAGAAAGAAGGUUCGACACUCCUCAAAAGGAGGAUUCUGAGAGAUCUUAGGGAUAGAAUCUGAAUAACUCUGAAAUGACUUAACACAGACUCUGAAAAACUGUGAUCUUAAACCAAUCUUCUUAAAAUUCUCUGACAUGAGCUAAAGCAGACUCUGACAGUGAGAGACCCUGAGUAUAUCUGAGGUACAGCAUCUUUUGGGAAUCGUUCUUUACGAAGAUACACCAUCACUUUGUCACCAACUUUAGAUACCUUCUUUCUUCUUUUCUUAUUUACUGCCGCUUUAUAUUUCUCAUAAUUGGUUGUAAGAUUACGUAUCACACCUUCAUGAAGUGUUUUGAUAUGAUCUACCAUAUAAUUUGCAGCAAUACUAGUUCCAACUAGUCUUGGUACUUCUAAUAAAUCUAAUUGAGUUCUCAGAGGAAAAUAAUAUACCACUGAAAAUCGAGAUUGGUUAGUCGAACAAUUAAUCAUCGAGUUAUAUCCAAAGUCUGAUUUUAUAGUAACCUAUUUCUAAGGUUUAUAGUAAAACAUUCUUCAAGUUCAGAAAUUCAAUCAAGAAAUUCUUCUAUUUUCAAAACUUUAAUAAACUAGGCAAAUCAAUUUUAAUUCGAAAAUAUCAGGAACCUCAGAACUUUCAUUGUCAUUGAUGUCGAUACCUUUACCUCCUGACAUCUUGUGAUCAACUUUGAUGUUGUGGAGUUUGUGCUCCAAUGGUUGUCUUUUUGCUCUGAAUCCACAGGCUAAACAGGUCAGUACCCUUGAGUCCAUAAAAGGUAAUUCUAAAUCCAAGAAAUAAAGAACCGGUUCCCUCAGUCUACAGGGGUGCUGUAGUCUACCAUCAGAAGAAAACUCAAAAAAUUGUAUUAAAAAAAAGGUAAUUUGGCUCUCGGGCUCCAAGAUUUGAAUUUCUAAUGAAAUCUAAAUUUGAACUCAAUUUUGUUUGAAUCAAGAAGCAAAAAAAAGAGAUAAAACUUGUUACAUUUACCACUAAAACUUGUUACAUUUUCAAAACACGGUUCAUAUGUUCAUUUUCCAUAGUACAGUAAAUAAGAAUAUCCUCAGACUUGUGCGUCAUUUACCACUAAAAGGUGUUGGAACCUGAUUCAUCACUCUUAUAAAUGCAAUAAGGGUGUUGGAUAAGCCAAAAGCCAUGAUGAACCAUUCAUAAAGGCCUGCCCUAGUUUUUAAGGCAGUUUUACAUUUCUAGCCGUGAAAAAUUGACACUUUAUAUCAACUUCUAUGAAAAAUUUAGAACCACAAAAUAUAUCUAACAUGUCAUCUAGCCGUGAAAUUGGGAAUAUAUACUUCACUGUUAUCUUGUUGAUGGUUUUGUGCAGUCGACAAAUAUCUCCCAAGUAGAGCAUGCGCUCAUACUUUCUUGUGGAGUCAUCCUAUACUGGGAAAAGUGUAGCAUUUCUCAACAACAUGACAUUACAAUUCAUCACAAUAAGUCUUAUCAAUUCAUAACUUGAUUAGACACAUUUCUGAAACUGUAGUUUCUUUUUCAUUCCUGUUCAAACAAAUUUGAUAUAGAUGAGGGUGUGGGUUUGUCUAAAAACUUAAUGAUUAUAUCAAGGAUGAGACUUGGGUUUGUCUAAGCCCACUUAUCCUAAAUUUUGGCCAUAAAGUGAAAACUGCAAGAAAAAGGUGACGAGGUAAAUCUGCUUAUAUUGGUGAUAAUGAUUCACCUGAAAGUUUUUCCUAUCUGAAAAUUAGAUUUUUUGUUCUUUAAGACUAAAUAGAUGAAAAAAUAUGAUGACAUUUGUGAUACAUUGAAAAACCUUUUGACAAGAAUGAGUAUAUUAGAGGAUCAUUCACGUCCUCGUAAAGAUCUGUACGAGGGGAGCAAUCACUGACCACACGUAGGAGAUGAGGCAAAGAACCGUACGAUCAUGGGAGAAAAUGAAGACGCUCUUCAAAUCUCGUUUUCUUCCCUGAGACAAGGGAAUAUAUCAGUUUCUGAUUAUGUAGAAGAAUUUUAUCAUUAAUCAGUUUCCGAGUCAUAUAUGAUUUCAAGAUUUAAAGUUGAUGUUGGAUGGAUAAUUAAAGAUAAAGUAACUUUACAAUCAUAUUUCAAGCUUAAUGACAUCAUAAUGGCUGCAGAGGGUGCAAACCCUUGUUAGAGAAAGGAAAAAUAAAGAAUCGAAAUUUUGUGGGUCAGAAUUCAACUCUGCACCCAGAAAUACGAAGAUCUACUGUUGUUUCAUUUACACCACAUAAUCUCCUUCUGCCCAAGCUGUACUAAGAAGAAUCCUUAUACUCCAAUGUAACAAGAAUGCCCAAGUUCGCUACCGGUGUGAAGAAAGUGGACACAAAUCAAAUAUCUGUCCUAAACGAGGUGACACGGUAAGCAUUGUAGAUUCUAUUGAAGAGGAAAAGAAACAUGAAGAAUCAGAAAUUGAAGGUGAGGUACCAGAAAAUUUUAUUGAAUUUGAUACUGGAGAUGCAGUGUCACAUUCACUUGUAGUUAGGAGAUUGAUGUAUUCACCAAAAAGAAAAAAUGACCCAGAGCGCCAUAAUAUUUUCAGAACAAGGUGCACUGUGAAUUCUAAGGUAUGAGAUAUAAUCAUUGAUAGUGGCAGUAGUGAGAACAUUGUCUCGUUUGUGAUGGUUAAAAAAAUUAGGUUUUCAAACAAGCCGACAACCUCAUCCAUAUCAUCUUGGUUUGAUCAAGAAGGAAAUAGAAACUAAAGUUUCAGAAUCCUGUCUUAUCAAAUUUUUCAUUGGCAAAACCUAUUAUGAUGAAGUACAAUGUGAUCUUGUUGACUUGGAUGCUUCAUAAAUGAUAUUAGGCAGGACAUGGCAAUUUGAUGUUCAUGCUACACACUGAUGAGGAAAAAUAUUUAUAUUUUCUAUAGAAAUUGAAAAAUUAUUUUCGCUCAAAUGCAUGACAGUUUGAUAUUAACCAGAUGGAAUUUCUCAAAAAGUUUGAUAUUAAAACUGAUUCAGAUAUCAAGAUAGCCAACAUGAUACCAAAAUCUGUUUAAAGUCUUUUAUCAGAAUUUUUUGAAUUCAAGAAUCAUCUAGUCAUCUUCCACAAACGCGAGAUGUACAACAUCAUAUUGACUUUAUACAAGGACCUAGUCUGUUUAACUUUCUACAUUAUAGGAUGACUCCACAAGAAAAUCAAAUUCUUCAAGAACACAAGUAUAGGAGUUAUUAUGUAAACGAUUGAUAAGAGAAAGUGUGAGCCGAUAUGUGUUUAUACUAGAGCUAUCAACAAGAUAACAGUUAGGUAUAGAUGGCAAGAUAUGCUUUGUGGUUCGAAUUUUUUUCGAAAGUUCAUUUAGAGAAAAAAUAUCUGACGCAGAAGUAACGCAGAAGAUAAACAAGAUAUGGGCUUCAAUCUUCAAAGCUUAAAUUUUGGGAAAGAAGCCGGCCUCUGAAUCUAUAAAUUCGUAGUCUUAAACCCUGAUUGAACCACAAAGAUAUGUCCCUCUAAAUCGAUUAAUUCAAAACUUGAAUCUACAAGGUAGUGCCUGAAUUCAAAAGCAAGGGAGAGGUCCUCACAGCGGAGAAAACUGAUUGAACUAAAAAGAUAUGUCCAUCUGGUUACUAUGGAGGCUUUAUAUAGGCCUAGAAAGAAGGUUCGACACUCCUCAAAAGGAGGAUUCUGAGAGAUCUUAGGGAUAGAAUCUGAAUAACUCUGAAAUGACUUAACACAGACUCUGAAAAACUGUGAUCUUAAACCAAUCUUCUUAAAAUUCUCUGACAUGAGCUAAAGCAGACUCUGACAGUGAGAGACCCUGAGUAUAUCUGAGGUACAGCAUCUUUUGGGAAUCGUUCUUUACGAAGAUACACCAUCACUUUGUCACCAACUUUAGAUACCUUCUUUCUUCUUUUCUUAUUUACUGCCGCUUUAUAUUUCUCAUAAUUGGUUGUAAGAUUACGUAUCACACCUUCAUGAAGUGUUUUGAUAUGAUCUACCAUAUAAUUUGCAGCAAUACUAGUUCCAACUAGUCUUGGUACUUCUAAUAAAUCUAAUUGAGUUCUCAGAGGAAAAUAAUAUACCACUGAAAAUCGAGAUUGGUUAGUCGAACAAUUAAUCAUCGAGUUAUAUCCAAAGUCUGAUUUUAUAGUAACCUAUUUCUAAGGUUUAUAGUAAAACAUUCUUCAAGUUCAGAAAUUCAAUCAAGAAAUUCUUCUAUUUUCAAAACUUUAAUAAACUAGGCAAAUCAAUUUUAAUUCGAAAAUAUCAGGAACCUCAGAACUUUCAUUGUCAUUGAUGUCGAUACCUUUACCUCCUGACAUCUUGUGAUCAACUUUGAUGUUGUGGAGUUUGUGCUCCAAUGGUUGUCUUUUUGCUCUGAAUCCACAGGCUAAACAGGUCAGUACCCUUGAGUCCAUAAAAGGUAAUUCUAAAUCCAAGAAAUAAAGAACCGGUUCCCUCAGUCUACAGGGGUGCUGUAGUCUACCAUCAGAAGAAAACUCAAAAAAUUGUAUUAAAAAAAAGGUAAUUUGGCUCUCGGGCUCCAAGAUUUGAAUUUCUAAUGAAAUCUAAAUUUGAACUCAAUUUUGUUUGAAUCAAGAAGCAAAAAAAAGAGAUAAAACUUGUUACAUUUACCACUAAAACUUGUUACAUUUUCAAAACACGGUUCAUAUGUUCAUUUUCCAUAGUACAGUAAAUAAGAAUAUCCUCAGACUUGUGCGUCAUUUACCACUAAAAGGUGUUGGAACCUGAUUCAUCACUCUUAUAAAUGCAAUAAGGGUGUUGGAUAAGCCAAAAGCCAUGAUGAACCAUUCAUAAAGGCCUGCCCUAGUUUUUAAGGCAGUUUUACAUUUCUAGCCGUGAAAAAUUGACACUUUAUAUCAACUUCUAUGAAAAAUUUAGAACCACAAAAUAUAUCUAACAUGUCAUCUAGCCGUGAAAUUGGGAAUAUAUACUUCACUGUUAUCUUGUUGAUGGUUUUGUGCAGUCGACAAAUAUCUCCCAAGUAGAGCAUGCGCUCAUACUUUCUUGUGGAGUCAUCCUAUACUGGGAAAAGUGUAGCAUUUCUCAACAACAUGACAUUACAAUUCAUCACAAUAAGUCUUAUCAAUUCAUAACUUGAUUAGACACAUUUCUGAAACUGUAGUUUCUUUUUCAUUCCUGUUCAAACAAAUUUGAUAUAGAUGAGGGUGUGGGUUUGUCUAAAAACUUAAUGAUUAUAUCAAGGAUGAGACUUGGGUUUGUCUAAGCCCACUUAUCCUAAAUUUUGGCCAUAAAGUGAAAACUGCAAGAAAAAGGUGACGAGGUAAAUCUGCUUAUAUUGGUGAUAAUGAUUCACCUGAAAGUUUUUCCUAUCUGAAAAUUAGAUUUUUUGUUCUUUAAGACUAAAUAGAUGAAAAAAUAUGAUGACAUUUGUGAUACAUUGAAAAACCUUUUGACAAGAAUGAGUAUAUUAGAGGAUCAUUCACGUCCUCGUAAAGAUCUGUACGAGGGGAGCAAUCACUGACCACACGUAGGAGAUGAGGCAAAGAACCGUACGAUCAUGGGAGAAAAUGAAGACGCUCUUCAAAUCUCGUUUUCUUCCCUGAGACAAGGGAAUAUAUCAGUUUCUGAUUAUGUAGAAGAAUUUUAUCAUUAAUCAGUUUCCGAGUCAUAUAUGAUUUCAAGAUUUAAAGUUGAUGUUGGAUGGAUAAUUAAAGAUAAAGUAACUUUACAAUCAUAUUUCAAGCUUAAUGACAUCAUAAUGGCUGCAGAGGGUGCAAACCCUUGUUAGAGAAAGGAAAAAUAAAGAAUCGAAAUUUUGUGGGUCAGAAUUCAACUCUGCACCCAGAAAUACGAAGAUCUACUGUUGUUUCAUUUACACCACAUAAUCUCCUUCUGCCCAAGCUGUACUAAGAAGAAUCCUUAUACUCCAAUGUAACAAGAAUGCCCAAGUUUGCUACCGGUGUGAAGAAAGUGGACACAAAUCAAAUAUCUGUCCUAAACGAGGUGACACGGUAAGCAUUGUAGAUUCUAUUGAAGAGGAAAAGAAACAUGAAGAAUCAGAAAUUGAAGGUGAGGUACCAGAAAAUUUUAUUGAAUUUGAUACUGGAGAUGCAGUGUCACAUUCACUUGUAGUUAGGAGAUUGAUGUAUUCACCAAAAAGAAAAAAUGACCCAGAGCGCCAUAAUAUUUUCAGAACAAGGUGCACUGUGAAUUCUAAGGUAUGAGAUAUAAUCAUUGAUAGUGGCAGUAGUGAGAACAUUGUCUCGUUUGUGAUGGUUAAAAAAAUUAGGUUUUCAAACAAGCCGACAACCUCAUCCAUAUCAUCUUGGUUUGAUCAAGAAGGAAAUAGAAACUAAAGUUUCAGAAUCCUGUCUUAUCAAAUUUUUCAUUGGCAAAACCUAUUAUGAUGAAGUACAAUGUGAUCUUGUUGACUUGGAUGCUUCAUAAAUGAUAUUAGGCAGGACAUGGCAAUUUGAUGUUCAUGCUACACACUGAUGAGGAAAAAUAUUUAUAUUUUCUAUAGAAAUUGAAAAAUUAUUUUCGCUCAAAUGCAUGACAGUUUGAUAUUAACCAGAUGGAAUUUCUCAAAAAGUUUGAUAUUAAAACUGAUUCAGAUAUCAAGAUAGCCAACAUGAUACCAAAAUCUGUUUAAAGUCUUUUAUCAGAAUUUUUUGAAUUCAAGAAUCAUCUAGUCAUCUUCCACAAACGCGAGAUGUACAACAUCAUAUUGACUUUAUACAAGGACCUAGUCUGUUUAACUUUCUACAUUAUAGGAUGACUCCACAAGAAAAUCAAAUUCUUCAAGAACACAAGUAUAGGAGUUAUUAUGUAAACGAUUGAUAAGAGAAAGUGUGAGCCGAUAUGUGUUUAUACUAGAGCUAUCAACAAGAUAACAGUUAGGUAUAGAUGGCAAGAUAUGCUUUGUGGUUCGAAUUUUUUUCGAAAGUUCAUUUAGAGAAAAAAUAUCUGACGCAGAAGUAACGCAGAAGAUAAACAAGAUAUGGGCUUCAAUCUUCAAAGCUUAAAUUUUGGGAAAGAAGCCGGCCUCUGAAUCUAUAAAUUCGUAGUCUUAAACCCUGAUUGAACCACAAAGAUAUGUCCCUCUAAAUCGAUUAAUUCAAAACUUGAAUCUACAAGGUAGUGCCUGAAUUCAAAAGCAAGGGAGAGGUCCUCACAGCGGAGAAAACUGAUUGAACUAAAAAGAUAUGUCCAUCUGGUUACUAUGGAGGCUUUAUAUAGGCCUAGAAAGAAGGUUCGACACUCCUCAAAAGGAGGAUUCUGAGAGAUCUUAGGGAUAGAAUCUGAAUAACUCUGAAAUGACUUAACACAGACUCUGAAAAACUGUGAUCUUAAACCAAUCUUCUUAAAAUUCUCUGACAUGAGCUAAAGCAGACUCUGACAGUGAGAGACCCUGAGUAUAUCUGAGGUACAGCAUCUUUUGGGAAUCGUUCUUUACGAAGAUACACCAUCACUUUGUCACCAACUUUAGAUACCUUCUUUCUUCUUUUCUUAUUUACUGCCGCUUUAUAUUUCUCAUAAUUGGUUGUAAGAUUACGUAUCACACCUUCAUGAAGUGUUUUGAUAUGAUCUACCAUAUAAUUUGCAGCAAUACUAGUUCCAACUAGUCUUGGUACUUCUAAUAAAUCUAAUUGAGUUCUCAGAGGAAAAUAAUAUACCACUGAAAAUCGAGAUUGGUUAGUCGAACAAUUAAUCAUCGAGUUAUAUCCAAAGUCUGAUUUUAUAGUAACCUAUUUCUAAGGUUUAUAGUAAAACAUUCUUCAAGUUCAGAAAUUCAAUCAAGAAAUUCUUCUAUUUUCAAAACUUUAAUAAACUAGGCAAAUCAAUUUUAAUUCGAAAAUAUCAGGAACCUCAGAACUUUCAUUGUCAUUGAUGUCGAUACCUUUACCUCCUGACAUCUUGUGAUCAACUUUGAUGUUGUGGAGUUUGUGCUCCAAUGGUUGUCUUUUUGCUCUGAAUCCACAGGCUAAACAGGUCAGUACCCUUGAGUCCAUAAAAGGUAAUUCUAAAUCCAAGAAAUAAAGAACCGGUUCCCUCAGUCUACAGGGGUGCUGUAGUCUACCAUCAGAAGAAAACUCAAAAAAUUGUAUUAAAAAAAAGGUAAUUUGGCUCUCGGGCUCCAAGAUUUGAAUUUCUAAUGAAAUCUAAAUUUGAACUCAAUUUUGUUUGAAUCAAGAAGCAAAAAAAAGAGAUAAAACUUGUUACAUUUACCACUAAAACUUGUUACAUUUUCAAAACACGGUUCAUAUGUUCAUUUUCCAUAGUACAGUAAAUAAGAAUAUCCUCAGACUUGUGCGUCAUUUACCACUAAAAGGUGUUGGAACCUGAUUCAUCACUCUUAUAAAUGCAAUAAGGGUGUUGGAUAAGCCAAAAGCCAUGAUGAACCAUUCAUAAAGGCCUGCCCUAGUUUUUAAGGCAGUUUUACAUUUCUAGCCGUGAAAAAUUGACACUUUAUAUCAACUUCUAUGAAAAAUUUAGAACCACAAAAUAUAUCUAACAUGUCAUCUAGCCGUGAAAUUGGGAAUAUAUACUUCACUGUUAUCUUGUUGAUGGUUUUGUGCAGUCGACAAAUAUCUCCCAAGUAGAGCAUGCGCUCAUACUUUCUUGUGGAGUCAUCCUAUACUGGGAAAAGUGUAGCAUUUCUCAACAACAUGACAUUACAAUUCAUCACAAUAAGUCUUAUCAAUUCAUAACUUGAUUAGACACAUUUCUGAAACUGUAGUUUCUUUUUCAUUCCUGUUCAAACAAAUUUGAUAUAGAUGAGGGUGUGGGUUUGUCUAAAAACUUAAUGAUUAUAUCAAGGAUGAGACUUGGGUUUGUCUAAGCCCACUUAUCCUAAAUUUUGGCCAUAAAGUGAAAACUGCAAGAAAAAGGUGACGAGGUAAAUCUGCUUAUAUUGGUGAUAAUGAUUCACCUGAAAGUUUUUCCUAUCUGAAAAUUAGAUUUUUUGUUCUUUAAGACUAAAUAGAUGAAAAAAUAUGAUGACAUUUGUGAUACAUUGAAAAACCUUUUGACAAGAAUGAGUAUAUUAGAGGAUCAUUCACGUCCUCGUAAAGAUCUGUACGAGGGGAGCAAUCACUGACCACACGUAGGAGAUGAGGCAAAGAACCGUACGAUCAUGGGAGAAAAUGAAGACGCUCUUCAAAUCUCGUUUUCUUCCCUGAGACAAGGGAAUAUAUCAGUUUCUGAUUAUGUAGAAGAAUUUUAUCAUUAAUCAGUUUCCGAGUCAUAUAUGAUUUCAAGAUUUAAAGUUGAUGUUGGAUGGAUAAUUAAAGAUAAAGUAACUUUACAAUCAUAUUUCAAGCUUAAUGACAUCAUAAUGGCUGCAGAGGGUGCAAACCCUUGUUAGAGAAAGGAAAAAUAAAGAAUCGAAAUUUUGUGGGUCAGAAUUCAACUCUGCACCCAGAAAUACGAAGAUCUACUGUUGUUUCAUUUACACCACAUAAUCUCCUUCUGCCCAAGCUGUACUAAGAAGAAUCCUUAUACUCCAAUGUAACAAGAAUGCCCAAGUUCGCUACCGGUGUGAAGAAAGUGGACACAAAUCAAAUAUCUGUCCUAAACGAGGUGACACGGUAAGCAUUGUAGAUUCUAUUGAAGAGGAAAAGAAACAUGAAGAAUCAGAAAUUGAAGGUGAGGUACCAGAAAAUUUUAUUGAAUUUGAUACUGGAGAUGCAGUGUCACAUUCACUUGUAGUUAGGAGAUUGAUGUAUUCACCAAAAAGAAAAAAUGACCCAGAGCGCCAUAAUAUUUUCAGAACAAGGUGCACUGUGAAUUCUAAGGUAUGAGAUAUAAUCAUUGAUAGUGGCAGUAGUGAGAACAUUGUCUCGUUUGUGAUGGUUAAAAAAAUUAGGUUUUCAAACAAGCCGACAACCUCAUCCAUAUCAUCUUGGUUUGAUCAAGAAGGAAAUAGAAACUAAAGUUUCAGAAUCCUGUCUUAUCAAAUUUUUCAUUGGCAAAACCUAUUAUGAUGAAGUACAAUGUGAUCUUGUUGACUUGGAUGCUUCAUAAAUGAUAUUAGGCAGGACAUGGCAAUUUGAUGUUCAUGCUACACACUGAUGAGGAAAAAUAUUUAUAUUUUCUAUAGAAAUUGAAAAAUUAUUUUCGCUCAAAUGCAUGACAGUUUGAUAUUAACCAGAUGGAAUUUCUCAAAAAGUUUGAUAUUAAAACUGAUUCAGAUAUCAAGAUAGCCAACAUGAUACCAAAAUCUGUUUAAAGUCUUUUAUCAGAAUUUUUUGAAUUCAAGAAUCAUCUAGUCAUCUUCCACAAACGCGAGAUGUACAACAUCAUAUUGACUUUAUACAAGGACCUAGUCUGUUUAACUUUCUACAUUAUAGGAUGACUCCACAAGAAAAUCAAAUUCUUCAAGAACACAAGUAUAGGAGUUAUUAUGUAAACGAUUGAUAAGAGAAAGUGUGAGCCGAUAUGUGUUUAUACUAGAGCUAUCAACAAGAUAACAGUUAGGUAUAGAUGGCAAGAUAUGCUUUGUGGUUCGAAUUUUUUUCGAAAGUUCAUUUAGAGAAAAAAUAUCUGACGCAGAAGUAACGCAGAAGAUAAACAAGAUAUGGGCUUCAAUCUUCAAAGCUUAAAUUUUGGGAAAGAAGCCGGCCUCUGAAUCUAUAAAUUCGUAGUCUUAAACCCUGAUUGAACCACAAAGAUAUGUCCCUCUAAAUCGAUUAAUUCAAAACUUGAAUCUACAAGGUAGUGCCUGAAUUCAAAAGCAAGGGAGAGGUCCUCACAGCGGAGAAAACUGAUUGAACUAAAAAGAUAUGUCCAUCUGGUUACUAUGGAGGCUUUAUAUAGGCCUAGAAAGAAGGUUCGACACUCCUCAAAAGGAGGAUUCUGAGAGAUCUUAGGGAUAGAAUCUGAAUAACUCUGAAAUGACUUAACACAGACUCUGAAAAACUGUGAUCUUAAACCAAUCUUCUUAAAAUUCUCUGACAUGAGCUAAAGCAGACUCUGACAGUGAGAGACCCUGAGUAUAUCUGAGGUACAGCAUCUUUUGGGAAUCGUUCUUUACGAAGAUACACCAUCACUUUGUCACCAACUUUAGAUACCUUCUUUCUUCUUUUCUUAUUUACUGCCGCUUUAUAUUUCUCAUAAUUGGUUGUAAGAUUACGUAUCACACCUUCAUGAAGUGUUUUGAUAUGAUCUACCAUAUAAUUUGCAGCAAUACUAGUUCCAACUAGUCUUGGUACUUCUAAUAAAUCUAAUUGAGUUCUCAGAGGAAAAUAAUAUACCACUGAAAAUCGAGAUUGGUUAGUCGAACAAUUAAUCAUCGAGUUAUAUCCAAAGUCUGAUUUUAUAGUAACCUAUUUCUAAGGUUUAUAGUAAAACAUUCUUCAAGUUCAGAAAUUCAAUCAAGAAAUUCUUCUAUUUUCAAAACUUUAAUAAACUAGGCAAAUCAAUUUUAAUUCGAAAAUAUCAGGAACCUCAGAACUUUCAUUGUCAUUGAUGUCGAUACCUUUACCUCCUGACAUCUUGUGAUCAACUUUGAUGUUGUGGAGUUUGUGCUCCAAUGGUUGUCUUUUUGCUCUGAAUCCACAGGCUAAACAGGUCAGUACCCUUGAGUCCAUAAAAGGUAAUUCUAAAUCCAAGAAAUAAAGAACCGGUUCCCUCAGUCUACAGGGGUGCUGUAGUCUACCAUCAGAAGAAAACUCAAAAAAUUGUAUUAAAAAAAAGGUAAUUUGGCUCUCGGGCUCCAAGAUUUGAAUUUCUAAUGAAAUCUAAAUUUGAACUCAAUUUUGUUUGAAUCAAGAAGCAAAAAAAAGAGAUAAAACUUGUUACAUUUACCACUAAAACUUGUUACAUUUUCAAAACACGGUUCAUAUGUUCAUUUUCCAUAGUACAGUAAAUAAGAAUAUCCUCAGACUUGUGCGUCAUUUACCACUAAAAGGUGUUGGAACCUGAUUCAUCACUCUUAUAAAUGCAAUAAGGGUGUUGGAUAAGCCAAAAGCCAUGAUGAACCAUUCAUAAAGGCCUGCCCUAGUUUUUAAGGCAGUUUUACAUUUCUAGCCGUGAAAAAUUGACACUUUAUAUCAACUUCUAUGAAAAAUUUAGAACCACAAAAUAUAUCUAACAUGUCAUCUAGCCGUGAAAUUGGGAAUAUAUACUUCACUGUUAUCUUGUUGAUGGUUUUGUGCAGUCGACAAAUAUCUCCCAAGUAGAGCAUGCGCUCAUACUUUCUUGUGGAGUCAUCCUAUACUGGGAAAAGUGUAGCAUUUCUCAACAACAUGACAUUACAAUUCAUCACAAUAAGUCUUAUCAAUUCAUAACUUGAUUAGACACAUUUCUGAAACUGUAGUUUCUUUUUCAUUCCUGUUCAAACAAAUUUGAUAUAGAUGAGGGUGUGGGUUUGUCUAAAAACUUAAUGAUUAUAUCAAGGAUGAGACUUGGGUUUGUCUAAGCCCACUUAUCCUAAAUUUUGGCCAUAAAGUGAAAACUGCAAGAAAAAGGUGACGAGGUAAAUCUGCUUAUAUUGGUGAUAAUGAUUCACCUGAAAGUUUUUCCUAUCUGAAAAUUAGAUUUUUUGUUCUUUAAGACUAAAUAGAUGAAAAAAUAUGAUGACAUUUGUGAUACAUUGAAAAACCUUUUGACAAGAAUGAGUAUAUUAGAGGAUCAUUCACGUCCUCGUAAAGAUCUGUACGAGGGGAGCAAUCACUGACCACACGUAGGAGAUGAGGCAAAGAACCGUACGAUCAUGGGAGAAAAUGAAGACGCUCUUCAAAUCUCGUUUUCUUCCCUGAGACAAGGGAAUAUAUCAGUUUCUGAUUAUGUAGAAGAAUUUUAUCAUUAAUCAGUUUCCGAGUCAUAUAUGAUUUCAAGAUUUAAAGUUGAUGUUGGAUGGAUAAUUAAAGAUAAAGUAACUUUACAAUCAUAUUUCAAGCUUAAUGACAUCAUAAUGGCUGCAGAGGGUGCAAACCCUUGUUAGAGAAAGGAAAAAUAAAGAAUCGAAAUUUUGUGGGUCAGAAUUCAACUCUGCACCCAGAAAUACGAAGAUCUACUGUUGUUUCAUUUACACCACAUAAUCUCCUUCUGCCCAAGCUGUACUAAGAAGAAUCCUUAUACUCCAAUGUAACAAGAAUGCCCAAGUUCGCUACCGGUGUGAAGAAAGUGGACACAAAUCAAAUAUCUGUCCUAAACGAGGUGACACGGUAAGCAUUGUAGAUUCUAUUGAAGAGGAAAAGAAACAUGAAGAAUCAGAAAUUGAAGGUGAGGUACCAGAAAAUUUUAUUGAAUUUGAUACUGGAGAUGCAGUGUCACAUUCACUUGUAGUUAGGAGAUUGAUGUAUUCACCAAAAAGAAAAAAUGACCCAGAGCGCCAUAAUAUUUUCAGAACAAGGUGCACUGUGAAUUCUAAGGUAUGAGAUAUAAUCAUUGAUAGUGGCAGUAGUGAGAACAUUGUCUCGUUUGUGAUGGUUAAAAAAAUUAGGUUUUCAAACAAGCCGACAACCUCAUCCAUAUCAUCUUGGUUUGAUCAAGAAGGAAAUAGAAACUAAAGUUUCAGAAUCCUGUCUUAUCAAAUUUUUCAUUGGCAAAACCUAUUAUGAUGAAGUACAAUGUGAUCUUGUUGACUUGGAUGCUUCAUAAAUGAUAUUAGGCAGGACAUGGCAAUUUGAUGUUCAUGCUACACACUGAUGAGGAAAAAUAUUUAUAUUUUCUAUAGAAAUUGAAAAAUUAUUUUCGCUCAAAUGCAUGACAGUUUGAUAUUAACCAGAUGGAAUUUCUCAAAAAGUUUGAUAUUAAAACUGAUUCAGAUAUCAAGAUAGCCAACAUGAUACCAAAAUCUGUUUAAAGUCUUUUAUCAGAAUUUUUUGAAUUCAAGAAUCAUCUAGUCAUCUUCCACAAACGCGAGAUGUACAACAUCAUAUUGACUUUAUACAAGGACCUAGUCUGUUUAACUUUCUACAUUAUAGGAUGACUCCACAAGAAAAUCAAAUUCUUCAAGAACACAAGUAUAGGAGUUAUUAUGUAAACGAUUGAUAAGAGAAAGUGUGAGCCGAUAUGUGUUUAUACUAGAGCUAUCAACAAGAUAACAGUUAGGUAUAGAUGGCAAGAUAUGCUUUGUGGUUCGAAUUUUUUUCGAAAGUUCAUUUAGAGAAAAAAUAUCUGACGCAGAAGUAACGCAGAAGAUAAACAAGAUAUGGGCUUCAAUCUUCAAAGCUUAAAUUUUGGGAAAGAAGCCGGCCUCUGAAUCUAUAAAUUCGUAGUCUUAAACCCUGAUUGAACCACAAAGAUAUGUCCCUCUAAAUCGAUUAAUUCAAAACUUGAAUCUACAAGGUAGUGCCUGAAUUCAAAAGCAAGGGAGAGGUCCUCACAGCGGAGAAAACUGAUUGAACUAAAAAGAUAUGUCCAUCUGGUUACUAUGGAGGCUUUAUAUAGGCCUAGAAAGAAGGUUCGACACUCCUCAAAAGGAGGAUUCUGAGAGAUCUUAGGGAUAGAAUCUGAAUAACUCUGAAAUGACUUAACACAGACUCUGAAAAACUGUGAUCUUAAACCAAUCUUCUUAAAAUUCUCUGACAUGAGCUAAAGCAGACUCUGACAGUGAGAGACCCUGAGUAUAUCUGAGGUACAGCAUCUUUUGGGAAUCGUUCUUUACGAAGAUACACCAUCACUUUGUCACCAACUUUAGAUACCUUCUUUCUUCUUUUCUUAUUUACUGCCGCUUUAUAUUUCUCAUAAUUGGUUGUAAGAUUACGUAUCACACCUUCAUGAAGUGUUUUGAUAUGAUCUACCAUAUAAUUUGCAGCAAUACUAGUUCCAACUAGUCUUGGUACUUCUAAUAAAUCUAAUUGAGUUCUCAGAGGAAAAUAAUAUACCACUGAAAAUCGAGAUUGGUUAGUCGAACAAUUAAUCAUCGAGUUAUAUCCAAAGUCUUAUUUUUACGAAAGCAUAAUCAAACUCUUUUGGCUUUUCUCCUGAAAUACAACGAAUAAAGUUACCCAGAGUUCUAUUCACAGCUUUAGUUUGACCAUCCGUUUGUGGGUGAUUAGCUUUUUCUAAAAAAGUGAUUAGCUACCUCACUUUUUUUAUUUUUCUAAAGAAAUUCUAUGUAGACGAACAAUAAAAGAUAUCUAUGUAGCAUGCAUUAUUUUGAUAGAAGUCUGACUAUUUACUAACUUAAGAGCCGGAAGAUUAGUAUAUAACAUAAUUUUUUGUUGAAUCAAAUAGUGUUCCCUUGUUUGUAAAGCAUGGACCACUGCAGAAAGAUCUAGUUCAUACGUUGUGCAUUUUUUUCUUACCUGGAAAAGUUUUUUAGCAAAAAAUCCUUUUGGCCGACCUUCUUGCGAUAGUACCCCUCCAAUCGAAACUAUGGAUACAUCGCAUUCUACUUCAAACAGUUUAUCAAAAUUUGACAAGGCUAAAACAAGAGCAGAACAUAAUUUCUCUUUAAAAAUAAUAAAACCUUUACUAGCUUCAUCAGUCCAUUUAACCUGACUUUUUUUCAUACAAGCGGUAUGAGGAGACAUUAUUGAGCGAAUGUUUUUAAUGAAUCUUCGAAAAACUGAUGCCAACUCAUGAAAACUUCUAACCUUAGGAAUUGUAGUUGGUGUUGACCAAUCUAUGAUAGCUCUGACUUUUUCUUCAUCUACUUCGGUACCAUCUGCACUUACCACAUCCUAAAAAUAGCAAACUAAUCACAAUUCUUGAGGUUAAUAUAUAUGUACUUAGACCCAUUUGCACUUACCUAAGACUUGAUGAAGUCUCACUUCUUCAUCUUCUGUAGUACUGUAAAUAAGAAUGUCAUCAAAAUAAAUGACAACAAAUUUACUAAUAAAAGAUUUUAGAUAUUGAUUCAUCACUCUCAUAAAGGUACUUAGGGAGUUUUAUAAGCCGAAAGACAUGGCCAACCAUUCAUAAAGACCUGCCUUAGUUUUAAAGGCACUCUUCUAUUCAUCUCCUGACCGAAUUCGGAUUUGAAGAUAUGCGCUCUUUAAAUCGACUUUCGAAAAAAAAUUAGAACCACAAAUGCAUAGCUAACAUGUCAUUUAGGCGUGGAAUUACGAAUGUAUAGUUAAACUGUUAUCUUGUUGAUAGCUCUACUUGUGGAUUCAAGGGUUUAGGACACCGAAUCUUUGGAUUCAGAGGCAGAUUUCUUCUCCAAGAUUGGUGCUUUGAGGAUUCAAGCCCAUCUCUUGUUUCUCUUCUGA